Messenger RNA from Clunio marinus, 198 nucleotides. NCBI's taxonomy places the organism in Eukaryota, Metazoa, Arthropoda, Insecta, Diptera, Chironomidae. The record is from the annotation of a GenBank genome assembly.
AUGAAAACAUUGCAAUUUUUGUCUUCAAUUGGACACGAGGGGCACAACUUAGACAUUUUUUUUUGGCUCAACUUGGAUUAUUGUGGUUCAUCGAAAAUGGAGCACGUGUGCUUAAGUAUAGGUGGAAAAAUUUCUUCAAAAAGUAAACAAAGAAUCAAAUUAAAUUCCAGAAAACACUUCAGCGAUAUUGAAUUUUGA